Molecule: messenger RNA, 796 nt
Organism: Frankliniella occidentalis (western flower thrips)
Lineage: Eukaryota; Metazoa; Arthropoda; Insecta; Thysanoptera; Thripidae
Exons: 5
Coding region: 146-676 (176 amino acids)
Source: RefSeq, a predicted model, not a curated record
GCUGCAGGUCCACUAUCCUUUUUGUCUCUCUCCUACGGUUCGUGUCGACUUUACGGUGAGGAAGCCAGUCGCCCGCCGCAGGUUGACAGCGUCGCACACUGUCUGCUGGAGUUCACCGAGCAGUAGAAAACGAAGUGCGUUCGUCAUGAGGACACUGCUGAUCACUGCGUUGCUCGCGCUGGGAGCGAGCCUGGAGUCUGUCAACGGCGCAGAAAGCACCUACACAUUGGUUCCCAACGACAUCGUCACGGCUAGUGUCAACUUGGGCGACGGUGAUCGUUUCAUCGACAUAACGCUGAAGGACGCAGAGGGCAAGAACACGCUUAGCCACAUCAUGGUGGGAGGUGUGUACCCGGACGGCACGACGGCAUUCACAGCAACGAGCCGCUGCAGUCCCGGCGUCCCCAACACAUGCCUUUUGCACAAGGACUUCCGAGGCAGGUUUCAAGACCUGCCGAAGGGCGAGACAAAGCUGCUGCUACAGCUACGGCCGGGCAGACUUGCCGUAUGGCGGCCGGAGAACCCCGUCUCCGUGGCGAAGGUGCCAGCACCGGAGGGCAGCAACAUCGUCAUCAUUAGUGGCACAUCACAGCUGGUGCAAUUUACUAAGGGUGGUGAACCUGCUAUGGAUCCGGAAGAGCCAAGUACGCCACCGCCUGUUGAACCAAAUCUCUAAAAUUACCUAAACCACCACCUUAAUUGUAAAUUGCUGUUUAACUCUUAACAACAUUUUAGAACUUUAAUUGUGCACUAGACAUUGUAAUACAAGGGCUUUAUUAAACCAGUAUGUAACGCA